This is a messenger RNA of Armigeres subalbatus, 1116 nucleotides long. RefSeq lists its product as uncharacterized. Bases 297 to 998 code for a protein of 233 amino acids. The record is from RefSeq and is a predicted model, not a curated record. The transcript is spliced from 2 exons. NCBI's taxonomy places the organism in Eukaryota, Metazoa, Arthropoda, Insecta, Diptera, Culicidae.
UUUGAUUGUUAGCCAUUCCUCGUAAUAAUAAUAUGAAUAUAAUGCUCACUUAUGUCAUAAUCAACGUUGUCUGUUUUGGCCCAUAUGGCGAUCUUGCUCCACUUUCCCCUAUUGCAUUUACAUCGAGACUGCAAACCAAUACAAUCAAUAUUACCGUAGCUGAUGCUGUCAGCUUAAUCGCUGUUGUGCGAAUGUUGCUUGCUGUCAGCAGAUUGUGAGCGUGACUAUCAGCAGCUGGUGUAAUAAAUAUAUUAUCGUCCAAGAAGCUAGAGAAAUAACAUCGUCGAUAAUUGGCCAUGGCGACCGCUAGACGAAGCCGUAAAAUGGUUGGAGGACGAAAGAUGUCCGAUAUGGAAACUAUUCGUUUGGUGGAACUAUACCGACACCACGAGCUACUCUGGAACCCUAGUCAUCCGGAUUACACUCUAAGAGCUAGACGUUUCCAAUGCUACCGGGAGCUGAUGGAUGAAAUGGAUAUGGGCUCCGUGGAGGAGGUCAAGAAGAAGAUCAAGAGUCUGCGAGACACGUACACCGCGGAGCGGAACAGAAACAUCAAAUCCGGCGGGCAGUAUCAAAUCAAGCUGGUCUGGUAUGACAUUCUAGACGAGUUUUUAUCACCGGUGGCACAAUAUUCUGUGAAAAAGGAAUCUAUUGAAGAAUAUCUGGAUACCGAACAAGUGCAUGAAGCAGAAGAACUUGUUCAACCAUUACAGGAUGUACUGCCCACGAUACAUGAGCACAGGAGGAUGCCAAGACCGAUCCUGUAUAAAGUAUUGGGGAAGCCAAAGUCAACCAAAAAAAUUCGCACGCGCGGAACAUUUGAACCACCCCGACAGAGCGCACACGAGUUCACCGAUGAGUUUCAUUAUUUUGGGCUGAGCAUUGCGAGUCAACUGAGAAACAUGGCCCCGGUGGAUGCAUUCAUUCUGCAAGACAAAAUUCAGAACCUUAUUUCGGUGGAACGAAUCGAAGCAGAAAAGCGAAAGAUGGUUUCGUGAACAGACAUUUAAUAAGGCAUCGAGUUUGCUAAUCUUGACUGAGCGUUUUAGCGUAUGUACCUAUUGUUCCCAAAAUAUGAGUUACGUUUAACUGAAAUAGAUAUAAUAUUUUAGCUGA